UUCCUCUACCCCUCCCUAGGAAUGGAGGAACGAGGAGGAGAGCAUUGGUCUACUUCCUCUCGUCGUGUGUUCAUGGCAAAGUGGCCAGGUCAAGGCUUGUGAGGUCAUUCCAUAAGUUGAAAACUUAUCUUAGCAUAGAGCAGCUCCUCCAUAGGUUCCUGUGCUGCAAGAUUACCGCGCCUCGUAUUGACACGUCUUCGCAGCUACUGCAGCAUUUUAUUGCCUGAACACUGGAGUUGACGCUAGCGCUGAUUAGCAGGAGACGGUAAGGUGACCGAAACGAAGCUGGUAGGUCACAUUAGCCUUCACAAUGGAGAAUUCUUCCGGCGAUAAUCCUCCGACAAACCUCUACAUUGACCCAGAAGCAUCCGGCGAUAAUACUCUGCAACCAUCAGCUGAUAGCUCUCUCCCAUCGUCAUCAACCCCUGCGGAACGCCGAUGCGCCGUAUGUUCAUGCAAGCUCCCCACCUCAUCGCUACGCUCCGCGAAAUCUCUUCCCGCACCGAAGCAUUUUAAGUUCGACUUACGGGAGCGCGACGACGACGACGAUGACGACGACGACGACGAAAACUCGCCGUCUCGUCGAGGAGGUCGAGGAGAGGAGCAAAAAGUCAUGGCUGCGUCCUCACCUUCCGUUUCGCCUAACAUUGUUCCCCGGCGGAUUACUCAGGUCUCAGGAUCUCCUCUUCUCUGCAGCCAUUGCGCUCCAAGAAAGUCCCGACAGGUUCACUUCGCAGACCUAGACGAGAAGUUUUCAAGACUGACCGUGAAGACUAGGGUUUCCAAACCUUCUUCAUUCUCCAGCGAAAUAGAAUUCGACGACCCGGACCCGGACUUUCUCAACAUCCGGGACAAAAGACUUAAGAGCGAAUCUGGAGCCGCUCUUGUCCGUACACGGUCAUCCAGCUCAGCAGGGAGCUUGGGGUACGACUCAGAAUCAACAGGCGCUUUGUCAGCAGAUAGAGGCCGACGAGACGAGAGUUCCUUUGCUGACAGCUUCUCAGAAGGGUGGGAGGGACCCAGCAGCUGCAGCAGUUUCAGUGGCGGCGCUUUCAGUCGUUCCAGCAGUAUAGGAAGCGGAGGAGAGGGGAUGGGGGAAGGAGGAAAAACAGUGCAGGAGCGGCGGGGUAAGAGCAAGCUCAAGUCGGUGACUCUAGAUCUUGCACGGACGAACAGCGAGUCAUUGAAUGAGAAGCGGGAGCAGGUGCUAGGCACGUCGUGUGGGACGCCCAAGCUGGAGAAGAGUGAGACCCUCUGAUCCAGUGAUUGUUACAUGGGUAGAUGGAGGUCUGCAUUUAGGGUGCUGUAAACAAUGUAUGGUCUGCUUGGAUAGUCGACUUCGCUCAUACCUACUAGAUACUGGUAGCUUGCACAGGAGGCCUCCAAGAGAAGGAUUCUAGAGUAGGCCUUGCAGUGUCUGUAUGCCCCUGCUCUUCCAAAUUCGUAGAAAGGUGAAUUGCAUUAC
This is a messenger RNA of Closterium sp. NIES-67, 1465 nucleotides long. Lineage: Eukaryota; Viridiplantae; Streptophyta; Zygnematophyceae; Desmidiales; Closteriaceae. The record is from the annotation of a GenBank genome assembly.